AAUGUCAAAUAAUCACGAAAGAUAGUCAGAUAUAUACUCCAUAUCCCAAGAUUUUUAAAAAUGUAAUUAUAAAUCACGAAGUUUACAAUUUAAACCAAACUUCACAUCUUAGCUUAUUUUUGCCAAAAAUGAGACGGAUGAGAUAAUUGCGAAAAUUGUAAACUUUGUGAAUUGAUAAUUCAAUUUUGAAAAGUGUCCAAAAGAACAAGAAUUUGACCAUCCUUCAUGAUUUAUCAAGCAAUUUGCCCUACUUUAAUUAAAAUAUUUAGUUAGUCGUUUUAGUGGACUAUUAUAACUUAGAGUAAACGUGACACACAUCAUAAUACGGUUGAAAUAGGAUAUGAUCUACUUUGGUAACAUUGAUUCACGUUUUGAUUUUGCAAAAAACUUACCUUUUCUUGAAGAUAUGCUCUCUCUCUUUCUCUGGAAUUUUACAAACGUUAGAAGUAAGUAGCUUUCACUGCCAUUCCAACUGCUACAGUUUUCCAAAAUUUCCAAAAUUUUCAUGUGGCCUUGCAUACAUAUUAGCUGGCCUUAACGUUUUCACACAUUUUGCAAAGUGAAUAAAAAAUCACUAUAAAAUAAAAAACAGAGAUAUAGUCCAUAUCUUUAGCUAGAUAAUUUCAUUGUGUUGUUUGCUCUCUCUGCAAAUUCAAGAUCAUUUCCAAGGCAAAGAUGAAUGAAUCUGCAGAUGAUUAUUAUAGCCAUGAAUUUGAUUAUCAGUCAGAUUUCACACAGUUCUUGAAAGAAGCCAAAAACAGCACCUUCCAAGUGAAUCUAAAUGGAGUAGAGAAAAAGGAGACAAAACAGUUGGAUUGGGAAAAAAAGCACAGGAAAUCAUGGAAAAAAUCCCUAUUUUCUUGGUUGAAGAAUGGCACUAGAAGUAAAAGUAAAACACUCAACCAACCAUCUCACUCUCACACCACUUGCCCGCCCUCGAGGGCGAAGCGCGCCAACAUGUCAGGCCCAAUCAGACGAUCUACUGGUGUUGUCAGCGCAUCGUCUGAAAGGACCCGUCGUGCGGCGUCUGGGCCCCUGGCCGGGCUUUUUGGUUCGACCGGGAGCCCGAAAGGAGCAUACAUGUGCCUUGGAGAGAUUAAGGAGCAGAAGAUUCAAGCUUAUGGGCCUAUAUAUAUGGUCACAUAGAUGUUUUUUUGGGAGAUAUAUAAUUUAUUGAAUUUUGGAUGAGUUGAGACAACAAUUGGAUAAUUGUUUGGUGCCAUCUUGUUGUAGACCACAUAUUUUGCUUGCAGUUGGGUCAACAUGGCAUAUUGGCAAUGGCACCACCCCUAAUAAAAGUUUAUGUUUUUAUUA
Salvia splendens (bonfire salvia) is the source of this 1314-nucleotide messenger RNA. RefSeq lists its product as uncharacterized. The coding region runs from base 676 to 1146 and encodes 156 amino acids. The record is from RefSeq and is a predicted model, not a curated record. The transcript is spliced from 3 exons. NCBI's taxonomy places the organism in Eukaryota, Viridiplantae, Streptophyta, Magnoliopsida, Lamiales, Lamiaceae.